GAAACGCUUCCGGGUUUGAUACUGCGCAUGCGCAAAGAGACACGAGCUUUUAUCCUCUUGCACUGGACUGAAUCUCGUGUAUUUUUAUGUAAAUAUUAUAGAUAUGUGUGCUGUUCUGAGAUAAUAGCAGUCAGCUCUGUAAUUUAAAAUACACACGUGAAUAAUUAGAAAAAUAAUAACUUUAAUACUCGGGCGCGUGCGGAACUCAGUGAUGAAGGACUGCUGUUUUAGUGCAGAAGUCAGGACAUAAACAAGUGCACGCUCGAGCCCUCUUUCCUCCAGCCGGCUGAUGGAGGGCGCGCGCUGGGCGUUCCGGUGCGGCGCGUGGAGCCCGAGCCGGGCGGAGUGGCUGCUGGCCGCGCGCUGUGUUCAACCGGAGGAGAGAGAGAGGAUCGGACAGUUCAUGUUCUCCAGAGACGCCAAAGCAGCCAUGGUUGGGCGUCUGCUGAUCAGGAAGCUGGUGUGUGUGAAGAUGGGUCUGCCAUGGGACGGGUUCCGCUUGGACCGGACGACCCGGGGAAAGCCCUACCUGGCCCACCCCUCGUCUGGCACAAGCUCCGCCCCCUGGAGUUUCAACAUCUCUCAUCAGGGUGACUUUGCCGUGCUGGCGGCCGAACGCGGGAGGCAGGUGGGAGUGGACGUGAUGAAGACCACCAGACCAGGCAGCAGCUCUGUGCAAGAGUUUUUCCGCGUUAUGAAGCGUCAGUUCACUGAUUUCGAAUGGCGCACCAUCACAUCCGCACAGGCCGACUGGGACCAGCUGCACCUCUUCCACAGACACUGGGCUCUGAAGGAGAGCUUCAUUAAAGCAAUUGGCUCAGGGCUCGGCUUCAACCUGCAGAGGGUGGAGUUUCACAUUUCGCCCAAUCAAAUGCAAGAGGGGCGUGUCUUCUGCCAGACCAAAAUGCACCUGGACGAGGAGGAAGAGGAGGACUGGACAUUCGAGGAGUGUUUGUUGGACGUGCACCAUCACGUUGCCGUGGCGCUGGGAAAACCCAAUGGCUCCAUCCCGAGCGAUGCUGGGAAUCCUGAAGAAGCCACAUCCCUUGGGUUCACCGUCCUGAGCUUCAAUGAGCUGAUGGCAGAGGCCACACCUCUUUCAGAUGAAGAUCCCGCCUACUGGGAGAGUUUUAGAAGGAAACAGGAGGCACCGCUCCGGCAGAGUGAAGGAUAGUGGGCGGUUGGGGGUGUAUAAAUUUUUGUUUUCAUACUCUAAUGGCCAUAAUAAAUAAGGAAUGGUGUAUUCCUGCCUCACACACACUGUUCUGGGGAUAGAUUCCGGAUCCACCACAACCCUGACCAGGAUAAAGAGGUUACGGAAGAUGACUGAAUAAAUAAAUUUGUGUGUGUAUGUGUGUGUGUAAUAAACCAAGCUGCUGUGUA
Molecule: messenger RNA, 1383 nt
Organism: Pangasianodon hypophthalmus (striped catfish)
Lineage: Eukaryota; Metazoa; Chordata; Actinopteri; Siluriformes; Pangasiidae
Gene: aasdhppt
Product: aminoadipate-semialdehyde dehydrogenase-phosphopantetheinyl transferase
Exons: 6
Coding region: 290-1174 (294 amino acids)
Biological process (GO): fatty acid biosynthetic process
Cellular component (GO): cytosol
Molecular function (GO): magnesium ion binding; holo-[acyl-carrier-protein] synthase activity
Source: RefSeq, a predicted model, not a curated record